Molecule: messenger RNA, 651 nt
Organism: Arachis duranensis
Lineage: Eukaryota; Viridiplantae; Streptophyta; Magnoliopsida; Fabales; Fabaceae
Exons: 1
Coding region: 1-651 (216 amino acids)
Source: RefSeq, a predicted model, not a curated record
AUGCAGAAUCAAGAUGCUGCCAUCAAGAAACUGGAAACACAGAUUGAAUUCUUAUUCAAACAAAACACUGGGCACAAUAAUUGCAGCAAUAUUAACUCAAUACCAAGGGAAGAAUGUCAGGCCAUCACCCUCAAGAGUGGGAAGGAACUGAAGGAGACCCAUAAGAAACCACCAGAGAAAGAAUUGGAUGAAGAAAACAAGGGACAUGAGGAAUCUCACACCUCAAUCCCCAAGUCACAUCAAGAAAGGGAAGUACCCAAUCCAUGCCUCUCAAAGGUCCUAUACCCACAGCAGUUGCAAUUAAAGAAGAAGGGAGAAGACAACCAAUUCUCAAGAUUCUUGGAGAUCUUCAAGAAAUUACAAAUAAACAUACCAUUUGCUGAAGCAAUCGAGCAAAUGCCGCUCUAUGCCAAGUUCUUGAAGGAGUUAAUGACCAAAAAGAAAAGCUGGAAGAAUAAUGAGACUGUGGUACUUACAGAAGAAUGCAGCUCCAUCAUCCAACACAAAUUGCCUCAAAAAUUGAAGGAUCCUGGGAGUUUCCAAAUCCCCUGUAUCAUUAGAGAAAUCACUGUGGAAAAGGCCUUAUGUGAUCUAGGAGCCAGCAUAAACCUAAUGUGUCUAGCAAUGAUGAAAAAGAUGAAGAUUGAAUAA